Messenger RNA from Elgaria multicarinata webbii, 3847 nucleotides. It is a transcript of the gene NEK10, whose product is annotated as NIMA related kinase 10. NCBI's taxonomy places the organism in Eukaryota, Metazoa, Chordata, Lepidosauria, Squamata, Anguidae. Gene Ontology annotation, molecular function: ATP binding; protein serine/threonine kinase activity. The coding region runs from base 76 to 3552 and encodes 1158 amino acids. Gene Ontology annotation, biological process: regulation of cell cycle G2/M phase transition; positive regulation of MAP kinase activity; protein phosphorylation. The record is from RefSeq and is a predicted model, not a curated record. The transcript is spliced from 37 exons.
CAAGGAGGAGCAGCGGCCCCGCCCCUCCACUGCGCGCAACACAAUGUGUUAAUCCUGAUGCCUUGAUGUUAUACAAUGCCUGAUCAACACAAGAAGGUGAAGACCACAGAAAAGGCAACAGACACCAAACCUCAAGGGGAUUACACUGAUCUUAAAAGGCUUCUGGCACUUCUAAAUGUCCAAUCAAGCAAGCAACAGCUGCCAGCCCUUAACUUUGAAAGUGCUAAUAAUAGCAUGACCAAGUCUGAGCAAUACCCCAGCAACCCUUGUGGAGAGAGAUGUAGAGGUCAUUGGCAAGAGUCAACUGAAGCUGUCGAACUUGAACACUUUAGUAUGAAUUACAAGAAUGAGAGAAAUUUUAGCCAACAUCCACAGCACAUGUUGUUUCAAGAUAUCUUCACAGCUUUAGUUAAGAACCAGCUUAUUUGCAGGGAAUGGGUUAACCGAGCUACAUCUAUCCACUUUCUGAGAGUUUUAAUUUGUGUAAGAUUGCUAAUGAGGGAUCCGUGCUAUCAGGUUGCUCUCCACAAGCUGGGUGGGAUUGACAGUUUAGCACAGUAUAUGGAAACAGUAGCAAAUGACUAUCUUGGCUAUGAAGAAGAACAACAUAAUGUAGAUAAAUUGGUCAACAUGACAUAUAUUUUUCAGAAACUAUCAGCUGUUAAAGACCAAAGGGAAUGGGUUACUGCCAGUGGAGCACACAAGACUUUGAUCAAUUUACUUGGAGCUAGAGAAAAUACUGUACUGCUAGGUGCCUUGCUUGCUCUCACUAGCUUAGCAGAAAGUCCUGAAUGCCGGAAGAAAAUAAGUGAACUCAAUGUUGUAGAGAAUUUGUUGGUGAUACUGCAUGAAUAUGACUUGCUCUCUAAAAGGCUGACAGCAGAGUUGCUCCGCCUCCUCUGUGUAGAAUCUCAGGUGAAAGAGCAGGUCAAAAUGUACGAAGGUGUUCCCAUCCUGCUCAGUUUGCUCCAUUCAGAUCACCUAAAGCUGUUGUGGAGUGUGGUUUGGAUUCUGGUCCAGGUCUGUGAAGAUCCCGAAACCAGUGUGGAAAUCCGUAUUUGGGGAGGCAUCAAACAGCUCCUUCAUAUUUUGCAAGGGGAGCGAAAUCUAUUUUCAGAUCGUUCUUCCAUUGGGAGUUUAUCUAGUGCAAAUGCAGCAGGGAGAAUCCAACAGCUUCGCUUGUCGGAAGAUUUAAGCCCUCAUGAGAUACAAGAAAAUAUGUUUUCCCUUCAAGCAGCUUGUUGUGCUGCAGUUACUGAAUUGGUUCUGAAUGAUACCAAUGCUCACCAAGUAGUUCAGGAAAAUGGAGUCUAUACAAUUGCAAAGCUGAUUUUACCCAAUAAACAAAGGAAUGUAGCAAAGCCUAAUUUAUUACAGUGUUACGCCUUCAGAGCCCUGAGAUUUCUCUUCAGUAUGGAAAGGAACAGACAUCUUUUUAAAAGACUCUUCCCUACAGACUUGUUUGAGAGCUUCAUUGACAUUGGGCACUAUGUUCGCGAGAUCCGUGCUUAUGACGAGCUGGCAUUGAAGCUAAAUGCAUUACUUGAGGAUGAAGUUAAGCAAAUUGCUGAAAAUAUUGAAAACAUUAAUCAGAACAAAGCACCCACAAAAUACAUAGGAAAUUACGCAAUAUUGGACCACCUUGGAAGUGGAGCUUUUGGAAGUGUUUACAAGGUUAGGAAACACAGUGGCCAAAACCUUCUAGCAAUGAAAGAAAUCAAUUUACACAAUCCGGCAUUUGGAAAAGAUAAAAAAGACAGAGACAGCAGUGUGAAGAACAUUGUCUCUGAACUGACCAUAAUUAAAGAACAGCUUUAUCAUCCUAAUGUCGUACGAUAUUACAGAACCUUCAUAGAAAAUGACAGGCUGUACAUAGUCAUGGAGCUCAUAGAAGGGGCGCCACUGGGAGAACAUUUCCAUUCAUUGAAGGAAAAGCAACAACAGUUUACAGAAGAUAGAAUAUGGAAUAUAUUCAUUCAACUGUGUUUAGCUCUUCGGUAUUUGCACAAAGAGAAGAGGAUUGUCCAUCGAGACCUUACUCCAAACAAUAUCAUGCUGGGAGAUAAGGAUAGAGUAACUAUCACUGACUUUGGUCUUGCGAAGCAGAAACAGGAAAAUAGCAAGCUCACCUCAAUUGUUGGAACUAUUCUUUACUCCUGCCCUGAAGUUGUGAAGAGUGAGCCCUAUGGUGAGAAGGCUGAUGUCUGGGCUGCAGGAUGCGUCCUCUAUCAGAUGGCAACGCUCACCCCUCCAUUUUACAGCACCAACAUGCUCUCCUUAGCAACUAAAAUAGUAGAAGCUGCAUAUGAGCCAGUUCCUGAUGGUGCCUAUUCUGAAAAAGUACCAGCUAUCAUUAAAAGGUGCUUGACCCCUGAUGCAGAGAGUCGUCCUGACAUAGUAGAGGUCAGUUCAAUGAUAUCAGAUGUUAUGAUGAAAUAUUUAGAUGGCUUAUCAACCUCCCAGCUUAUCUUGGAGAAGAAACUGGAACGUGAAAGAAGGCGCACCCAAAAAUACUUUAUGGAGGCAAAUAGGAAUGCAGUGACAUGUCACCAUCACCUUGCUGUAUUCUCUCAGGAACAUUAUGAGAAGUCAAGUCUUAGCAGCAGUAGCAGCGGAGCAGCCAGUUUAAAAAGUGAAUUUUCUGAUAACACUGAUCUUAUGACGGAAAACUUCCACCAAUCCUCUGGAAAAGAUGAAGAGAAAACCUGCGAUGAAACCCUAUCUGAUGAUAACUGCACUUUAGAAAACUCAGAAAAAGAUGUCUUCUCAGAACUAGAUGAUGAACUGGACAUAUCAGAUAAUUCCAGCAGCUCUAGUUCAAGUCCUCUUAAAGAAUCGGCAUUUGGUGUUAUAAAACGAAGCUUCAGUGCUUCCGAAAGACAGCCUCAAGCAAGAGAUUAUAUUGGUGUCCCAGGAUACAGACCAAGACCAGCUUUGCUGCCCUUUGAUCUGCUUCUGACAGCACCUUCGCUCAUGUUCAGGGCCCACGUUAAGAAAAUAGAGGACUCGUUAGUAACAGGGUGGAAAUCCCACAGCCUCCCAGCUGUGAUUCUUCGCAAUCUGAAAGAUCAUGCAUCUGCAGGGAUUGCUGUGUCACAACGGAAGGUGCGUCAGAUCAGUGAUCCCAUUCAACAAAUUCUAAUUCAACUGCACAAGAUCAUCUACAUCACCCAGCUUCCACCAACUUUGCACUGCAACUUGAAAAGACGGGUCAUUGAGAGAUUCAAGAAAUCCCUAUUCAGUCAGCAGAGUAAUCCGUGUAACUUGAAGUCUGAAAUUAAAAAGCUUCUACAAGGUUCUCCGGAGCUGAUUGAGCCUAACUUUUUAACAUCCGAUUGCCACUUGUUGCUUCACUCUUCAGGGGGAAAUACCUUGGUCCUAGAUGACAGACCAGGUAUUCCAAGCACUUUUGACAUGGAUGACGGAAUGACAUAUGAACAAAUGCAGACUGUGAUUGAAGAGGUUCUGGAGGAAUGUGGGUAUUACAAUUUCACUUCGAAUAGGUAUCAACACUAUCCAUGGGGAGCAAGGAAUCAUCCAGCCAGAAGAUGAGCACCUGGAAUUCUAACUAGAUUAGCAUGUUUUCUAAUGAGGUCUAUGUCCCUUGACUUCAGCUGUUAUUGUCUUAUUGCCAAAGGAAUGUGCUUUGCUUAAAACUCAAGAAAUGAAAAAAGCAUUCAGAUGUUCAGGGUAGCUUCCAAAGAAUUGGCCAAGCAGAACUGUAGUAAACAACUUCAUAGGGAGAAGUUUGCACUAUAUUUUUGUCUGGCACGAUACCUACUGUGUAUGCAAAAUGUAGACAUUCUUUCAGGUUCCUGCAUUAAGUUGGCAACACAAUGCUCUCCAA